Messenger RNA from Galleria mellonella (greater wax moth), 3665 nucleotides. RefSeq lists its product as uncharacterized. Bases 1542 to 3413 code for a protein of 623 amino acids. Gene Ontology annotation, molecular function: protein dimerization activity; DNA binding. The record is from RefSeq and is a predicted model, not a curated record. The transcript is spliced from 2 exons. Lineage: Eukaryota; Metazoa; Arthropoda; Insecta; Lepidoptera; Pyralidae.
GCACCGGGUUUAAACCCGGUGCUUUGGUAAAAACCCAAUAAACACCCAUAAACUCCCAUAAUCACCCAAAAAAAUAGGUUUUUACGUAUUUUUUUGAAAAUAUGUAAGUAAUACCAAUAAAUUAUUUUUAUAAAUUGUAUUGAUCAAUUCUACAAUAUUAAAUAAAACGUUAACUAAUAAUAUUUCAGGAAAUUUUAAAAAUCUAUAUAUAAUAAAAUGAAAGUAAUUAAUUUUCAGUGUUUUCAUGUUGCAGUUGAUCAACAUGUUGGCCUUUUGCUUCCCGUAGAUACUUUAAAAUUUCUUCAUAACACCUCGUUCGCACACAUGGCCGUAUAUAUUUAAAUUCUUGAGCCACUAACAGUCCGAAAUACUCAUUUCUUUUAUCCUCUUCUCCAUAAAUUAAGCAUUUAGAACAGUUUGUUUCUUCUUUCAGUAAAUUUUCUUUUACUUUAUCCUCGUUUUUUUCUUUGUUGCGACGACGCUGGGUAAAUCAUCUGGACACUGGGUCUCACUAUCGCCAAAUAUAUUUGGAGAUCGGCUUCGGCUACGGCUUGGCAGACAUUUUUUUCUUUCUACAAUUUUAAAUUAAAUUUAUUAGAAUAAAUGCUUCGAACACACGCGAUCUAAGUACCUUUUGUGUUUAUUAUACCUUACCUACCUAGGUAUAAAAAGAGUACUUACGUAGAUUUUCUUUUAUUAACUGUUUUAUACGAAGAUCUUGAUCUCUCAAAUUAGCAUCCAUUUUACUUCCAGUGAUUAUCAACUAAAUUAAUAAUCCACAAAGUAUUAAAUAACGUUUUUAUGAAAUAUUUAGCACAAAAACAAUACCCUUUAAAUAUCGAUCGUCAGUAACUGUGGCUGACUUACCUAUAUUCUAGCAAGCAGGACUGCCAGAUGUGAAGGGGAAAUCCCCAAUAAAUUGUUGCAUGUGACUGAUGAUGUGAGCAUGUUCGUUUCAUAAUAAAAAUGUUGCCAGGUAACCAAAAAGUCGUAUGUUUUUGUGCGAAUUACGAUCAUAAUCUUUACGAUCGUACAUUAAAAAAUAGACAAAUAAUAGUAUGAGUACGAUUUAAAUCGUAUAUCUGUCAACCCUGCUAGCAAGACAGCGACAAAAUCACGUUGCAUAACAAUGUAGCCCAAGCUUAUAUCUUAUGAAAUAUACGGAAGAGAUACGGACUUAGAAAAAACAGAAAUGUUGUUCUUUGUGGAAGUCAUUGAUGAAAUUCUAUGUAUUUUAGCCCGCAAACUUUCUUCAAACAAAAACAGCGCCAUCUAGUAUCGAGUUCUGUAAUUAUCUCUUUGUUUAUGGAUUUGAAGUAAGACCGCCACGCAUGCAAUACAUUAUGACUGGGGAUUCCCCUAUUCGUCGACGCUGAAUAUGAGGCGACGACAAUCACUGUCAAACGUGUUCACUAUUACUCUGACUCUGGUAACGUGACUUCCUGGUAACGUGUUAGGUAGGAAAAGCAGUAAAAAAGUGCAUAUUAAGGGAGCAGAUUUGAAAUAAUAUUUAUACUUAACAAGAAAUAAUUAAAGGUUCAAUGGGGAGACCUAAAGAUUUACGCAUAUGGGAGCACUACCGUACUUUACCAAACAAGUCUGUUUCUUGCAAGCUUUGUAAUAAGGUCUACAAAUUCAGUAAUGCUGCCAAAAUGCUUCAACAUCUUAUCACUUGUCCAAAAUCUCCAGAAACAUUAAAAGACUCUAUGAAACUUAUAAAAGAUAGCUCGUCCAAAACCAAAAUGUCUGGACUGUCAGAGAUAGAGACAAAUGAUUCUUUUAUAAGCCCCUCGUCGUCUGCUAACACUACAAUAAAUGCUGAGUUUCAAGACACCGAUGAUCAUAUAAAAACAGAAUUAGCGAGAGCUAUAUUUGUAACAGGGACGCCAUUAUCGAUGGUGCAACAUCCUUUAUGGAUACAAUUUUUCGAAAAAUUGCAACCAAAAUUUAAAAUACCUUCACGUAAAGCUUUAGCGACAAAAUACUUAGAUAAAAUAUAUAGAGAAAUGCGUUUUGAGUUAAAUGAGGAACUAAAUGCUUGUAGUUACUUACACCUUCAGUGCGAUGGCUGGUCUAAUUUAAGAAAUGAAGGAAUAAUAAACUUUCUUAUAUCAAAACCUCAACCUGCAUACGUUAAAAGUUUGAAUACAGAAAGUAAUCCUCACACUAGUGAAUACCUUAGCCAAGAAGUUGAAAAAGUAAUGAAAGUGUAUGGAGCAAAUAAGUUUCUUGUACUUAUUGGCGAUAACGCUAGAAAUAUACAAAAGGCAUUCGAAUUAACAAAACUCAAAUAUCCACAUGUUGUUCCUCUCGGUUGCUGUGCACAUAUCCUUAACUUGUUGUGCCAAGAUAUUGUAAAGAUACAAGAAGUAACUGUGUUUAUUAUGCAAGCCAUAAAUAUAAUAAAAACUGUUAAAAGGAGUCAACGAUUAAGUUCCUUGUUGAUAAAAUCAAGGCAGGGUGAAGAUUCUACACAAACACUAAAAUUGCCUUGUGCUACAAGAUGGGGAAGUCAUGUUACUUCGUUAAAAAGUUUGAAAGCAAAUAAGAUAGCUUUGCAAAUAUUAACAGUUAGAGAAGAUGUGGUAAUUUCAAGAGAUAUUAAAGAUUUAAUUCUAAGUGAUGAUUUCUGGACGAAGACAGGGGAAUGUAUAAGUAUUUUGGAACCAGUCACUGAAAGCAUAUUUUACUUAGAGAGCGACCAGAAUCGUUUGCAUCGCACAUACAUUACAUUUAGAGAUGUACAAGCUAAGAUACGUUUUGCAUUAAAUGAGAUUUCGACAUUGAGCGAAGAAAGCAAACAGCAGAUUCUAACAUCAGUAUCUUCAAGAUGCAAUAUGGCAAUGAGGCCAAUACAUUUUGCAGCAUAUAUUCUAGACCCCAGGACUCUAGGAGUCGAACUUACUCAAGAGGAAGAACUUAAGGGUAUGGAGUUUAUCUACAAUUUAAGCCAACACUUAAGUUUGUCAAAUGUAAUGGCAGAUUUGGCGUGUUAUAAAGCUAAAGAAAACUUUUGGGCCAGAGGAUUUGUAUGGAGCUCAUUAGAUAGCAUUGAGCCCCUAAUAUGGUGGAAAGGUAUUUGUGGUUCCACUGAGUUAAGCAAAGUAGCGAUUCGUAUUCUAUCAGCUCCCUGUACUUCGGCAGCCACUGAGCGUUCCUUUAGUAUCCAAGGCUACAUACAUAAUAACAAAAGAAAUCGACUUACAACUGAAAGAACUGAAAAAAUUUCAUUCAUUUGUUAUAACUGGAAUCUUAAACAUAAAGCUGAAUGCGAGGACAUUCAGUUUAAUGAAGAAAAUACCUUAGAAGCUUUCAUUGAGCAAGUAAAUGAACAUAACAGUUUAGACGAAAUAGAGCCUAUCGAACCUAUACAAUUCAUCGCUUGUAAUAACUCUGAAUCUGACAGUGAUUGACUGUAGUUUUAUAUUUUACUUUCAUCUCUUUCUUAAUAAACUCAAAAUCAAAUUAAAAGUUUUUUAUUCUGUAGGCUGCAUAAUAAUAUUGUCUAUGUCCAGUAUAGUGGACGUCUUGCGGCUGAGAUGACGAUGAUGAAGUACAAAAUCAUAAACACCCAAAAAUUUGGGUGUUUAUGGGGUUUAAACCCAAUAAACCCAAAACACCCGGUUUUUACCCACCAGACUUUAAACCCACCCAGGUGGAUUGCC